Syngnathoides biaculeatus (alligator pipefish) is the source of this 2704-nucleotide messenger RNA. It is a transcript of the gene elf1, whose product is annotated as E74-like ETS transcription factor 1. The coding region runs from base 670 to 2532 and encodes 620 amino acids. The record is from RefSeq and is a predicted model, not a curated record. Lineage: Eukaryota; Metazoa; Chordata; Actinopteri; Syngnathiformes; Syngnathidae. Gene Ontology annotation, cellular component: nucleus. Gene Ontology annotation, biological process: cell differentiation; regulation of transcription by RNA polymerase II. The transcript is spliced from 11 exons. Gene Ontology annotation, molecular function: DNA-binding transcription factor activity, RNA polymerase II-specific; sequence-specific DNA binding.
AAAAAAUCAAUAUACGAACGUUUUUUCUUUAUUCCUGGUCCUCAAACAGGGGUAAAGCUUCGAUUCUUGUUGUGGUUAAGGUUACUCGACGAUGACUCGACGGUUGAUUCCUCUUUGGACGCAGCCUACAAGACACACAAAACAAAAAAGCAACAAAAACAACAGCAACUUUUCGGCGCUGUGGGACCAAUCGCUUCCCAGGAAAAUGUGACUGCUAGGAAUUCCCCCAACAUUAUUGGAGAGGACGUCAGCUUUGUGCCGGACAGGCAGCCGCGGCAGGAGCCUUCAACCGGUGGACGCUCAUGUCGCCUCGGCUCUUUCCGUCUCGGGAUCAUGGUUUUCUUAUUUUACAUUUGUCACUCCCAAAGACGGGAACGUCGAGGUGAUUCUCGUCUUCCAAAGAAAACCUGGAGUCCUCAUUGAACCCUGUUAUCUCCAUUGUUCAAAUGACACAUGGGUGUGGUUACCAGCAGUGCCAGUGGAGGAAGGUGUAGAUGCCGCAGGUGGAUCCCGAACGGGAGCAGGGUGCUUCCAGCAGGGCCAGACUAAUCUUCUAAAUCUCAGCUCUCUGAAGAGAAGGCCGGAGACCGUUUUGCGCCGUGAGCAUCCGCUUCGGGCCUCUGUGGGGAGAGCUACCCUGCGGAGAAGGAGCCAAGAGUGGUCACCACCAUGACCACAGCAAUGCAGCCCAAUGAACUGGUGUUUGAAUUUGCCAGUAACGGGAUGGAUGAAAUCAACCAGCUGGAUGACCCUUCCGUGUUCCCGGCCGUAAUUGUGGAGCAGGUGCCCGCUACGGAUCUGCUGCAGGUGUAUUCUGGUCUGGAGUCUGACGAGGUGACCAAUGGCAUCAUGAUGGAUAAUGCCCUGCACGUGGCGGAGGCGCCCUCAAUCCUCGUAGGAGGAGUGGACCUCUCUGAAACAGUCUCAGGUGCCGAGGACAGCAUGGAGACAAACGAGGCCGCUGCAGCUCUCCUCAACAUGGAGUCUCCAAACAACAUACUGGACGAGAAGCGCAUGCUUCACCCCUACGGCACGAUGCUGGAGGGGGACCUGACGUACACGCCCCUACGGCCCGACCACAUGGAGAACGGAGCCCUUGACCUGUCGCUGGAUGAGGACACCUCAUCCAUGGACGAGAUCACGCAAAAGUGUCCCUUGAAGCCCCAGAAAAAAAAUCAAGUGAGGAAGCCCCGAGCGGUACGCUCCUGCUCUCCCAUCUCUACCCCGAACCUUCCACUGAGGAAGAAGAGCAAAGAGGGCAAAGGCAGCACCAUCUACCUGUGGGAGUUCCUACUGGCUUUAUUGCAGGACAAGAACACAUGUCCCAAAUACAUCAAAUGGACACAGCGGGAGAAAGGCAUCUUUAAGCUGGUCGACUCCAAGGCCGUCUCCAAGCUAUGGGGCAAGCACAAGAACAAGCCCGACAUGAACUACGAGACCAUGGGACGAGCGCUCAGGUACUACUACCAGCGAGGCAUCCUGGCUAAGGUGGAGGGUCAGCGUCUCGUCUAUCAGUUCAAGGAGAUGCCGGCCGACCUGGUGGUGAUCGAGGAUGACGACGUGGGGUCCAACGGUCACAACGAGAAUGGCGCCCAAAAAUCCAGCAACGGGAGGUCUGUGGCGCGGGGGGGCUCCAGAGGGAGGGCUCACCAGCAGAGCAAGCAGAUGAAGAAAGAGCCCAUGGAGCAAUGUCUGCAGCAGGAAGUGCAGGGAGGACAAGCUGAGCAACUACUGCAAAUCCUGCAGGGCAACCAGGGGGCAGACGUGGCGCAGGCUAUGAGGGCCCUCAAUGCUUCUGCUUCACUCCCGGUUGUCUUGACAUCGUCCGCUUCUCUUCAGCCCCUCCCCCUCACCACCGUUCUCCCCCACGGGGACUCUACUCACUGCUCCAGCCCUCGCGUCCUCCUCCACUCCAUGCCCCCUCCCACCACCGAGGCCGGCGACGUGCUGACCCUCCAGGCGGCCAACGGCCUGCAGGAGGACCUCCCCCAGCAGCUGCUAGUCACCAGCCUCGUUCCGUCUGCCAUCUCUUCCUCCUCCGGCACCUGCACGUCACCCAUCGCCCCCGCCUCCAGCCUCCCCCGCCUGCUCACCAUCAACACCACCUGCGGGCAGACCAUGGUGGCGCAGCAGCCCGGCACGGUCAUCGCCACCGUACUGAAAUCAGGCGAUUUGUGUGGGUUCCAGGUAAAGGAGGAGAUGCUCGACUCCAGCUAUUUCGAGUCCAUAGUCGACGGCGACCCUUCCCUGGCUAACACGUUUGCCAAGGAGGAGAUGGACGUCGGCGAGGCGGAGCUGCAGUACCGGACUGUGAUCAUAGACAGCAGUCAUACCCACGGGCAGGAGCUCGCCAGCGAGACGGUGUUCAACGGACUCUCUUCCCAGAGCAGCAGCCCGUGCGAAGGCCUCACCCCCGUGGAGGAGCUGGAAGUGCGAGGGGAGAUGUCCCUGCAGCCCCAGCAACCCAUCAAAGGCCUGCAGGAGCUGCCCGCAAACUUUAUCCAGAUAAAGACAGAGCCUGCAGAGCCCUGACAGGCUUCUGUUUCUUCUCCUCAAGCGCAACCAAAAAGCAACACGUGGACCAUUUGGACUCAAUAUGUGGUUGUUUUUAUUUUUUCCCCACAAUGCUGCAAUCUGAUCCAAGAUCAGAUGUCGCUCCUUAAAGGUUGCUCAGUUCAGCCUCAGGAUUCAGUCGUUUACUCAC